Cryptomeria japonica (Japanese cedar) is the source of this 903-nucleotide messenger RNA. RefSeq names its product disease resistance protein L6-like. Gene Ontology annotation, molecular function: ADP binding. The transcript has 2 exons. The record is from RefSeq and is a predicted model, not a curated record. The coding region runs from base 1 to 903 and encodes 300 amino acids. Lineage: Eukaryota; Viridiplantae; Streptophyta; Pinopsida; Cupressales; Cupressaceae. Gene Ontology annotation, biological process: signal transduction; defense response.
AUGGAAGAAUACAAGCUCACUAAACUUGACUUCCAAAGAGAUAUGAAGUAUCAUGUAUUUCUGAAUUUCAGGGGAGAAGAUGUGAGAAAGACUUUGGUUGAUCAUCUCUUUGAAGAUAUGUCUGCAGCAGGACUGAAUGUUUUCUUAGACAGUGAGAAAUUGGAAAAGGGGGAAGAGAUUAGGCCGAGCUUGGAAAGAGCAAUCAAGAGCAGUGCUAUACGCAUUCCUAUAUUUUCUAAAGGCUAUGCAGACUCAACUUGGUGUCUCAGGGAGGCUGCUGCAAUGUUGAGGACUCCUGGCUUGAUAAUUCCUCUGUUUUAUCAUGUGGAACCAGCUCAUGUUAGACAUCCUGAAAAGGACUCCAGUCCUUAUAAGCAAUCGUUUCUUAUACAUUAUGGGCAUUCAGAUCGAUACCCAAGAGAAGAGAUUGAUGAAUGGAAGGAUGCCCUUGUACAAAUCUCUAAACUCUCAGGCUGGUCCACGGAUACAACUCAAGGCUAUAAAGCUCGCUUAGUAAAGAUGGUAGUGAAUGACCUGAUCAAGACAUUCGACAGAGUGCAGUUUGAAGUUGCCAAGUAUCCAGUGGGAAUGGACAACGUCAAGAAUGCUCUCAUUCAGAAAUUAAACCUCAACUCACUGAAAGAGGUGAUUAAAGUUGGAAUCUGGGGUAUCGGUGGUAUUGGCAAGACCACUGUUGCCAAGGCCGUCUACAAUCAGAUUUAUACUGAUUUUGAUGCUGCUUCAUUUUUAUUUAAUGUGGGCACUGCUGCUACAGAGUCCAGGGGCCUUACAAAUUUGCAGAAAAAAAUUCUUAAAGAUUUAUCCAAAUAUGGUGGAGAAGUAAGGCAUAUCUCUGUUGAGAUAUCAUUUGAGAGGAAAAUCUGUGCUGCUCAUUUUGGAUGA